Molecule: messenger RNA, 519 nt
Organism: Staurois parvus
Lineage: Eukaryota; Metazoa; Chordata; Amphibia; Anura; Ranidae
Source: the annotation of a GenBank genome assembly
AGCAGUAAAGACAAUCUAGUCAUUGAAAGUAGUGACCGCAUUGACCAGAGUGCGAUUCCACAGUGUUUACUAUGGUACCCUCCUUUAACAAAAGAAAACUUUAUUCUUGUUGCCGAUGAUCAGUAUAAAAUGAAACUUUACAACACAACUACCAAAAUGUGCAGAAAGACCCUCUUGGGUCCAACGUUUGGAUCUCCUGUAAGGAAAAUGGAAUUGUUCCCUUCAAAUGAUCAAUAUGCAAGUAAAGGAUAUAUGGCAUAUAUCACAGAUGAUAAGGUCGGACUUCACAUCCUACCUAUUGAUGGAAACCCACACAAGUCUGUGGCUCUCAUUUGCCAUCCCAAUGGGGUAGCCAAUGUUGUCUGCUCACCUGAUGGGCAAUAUGUGUUUACUGCUGGAGGAAAUGAUUACACAGUUUUUAUGUGGAAAACAAACUUUCAGUCUUUGGAGGCUGUUGCUUCCCUUGGGGGUAAUGACUUAAUACCUUUCUAUGGGAUGCUGCCUGGGGGAAGAGAUGGA